UAACCGAGUCCAUUCCGCACUCUGAGCUGAAUCCAGUCCGUGUUUGCGAGGCUCCAGCCUAUCUCGGUAAAAUGGCUGUAUGAGCCUCGUGCUGGUGUGAUCCGUUCCUCCGCUGUAGUCUAGUUCUGUAACAGAAACCCCCACAAUUUCUGUGUCGGUUAAAUUCACUCCCGGGACCUCAGUUCACUAACACUUAUUCUGCAAAGCCGUGCCGACGGUACAGUCCGGAUUCGGUCCGGCGGCAGGGGUGGGGAUGAGUCGGGACGCGGGUAAAUUGUUGUAAAACUGCUGUAUUUACAUUCAAUGUUGAACGUUUGAUUGUGACUGGACUCGCCGAGAGGGAGAGAGGGGUAUCAUGGCCGCUCAGGUCGCCAGCGCUACCUCUCUCAACACCAGUCCGCCUUCCGAGCUGAAAAAACCGGAUCGAGACCCAAAGGAGGAGUCGGUACCGGGGGAGAAGCAGCAGGAAAAUAAGGAGCCGGGACUCGAGAGCGGAUCUCCGGGCCGUGGGGAGCUGCACGACCGGGCCGAUGUUGGAAAUGCAGGGGGAGGAGGGGAGUCGGAGAUGAAGAACGGGAACGGAAACCCUUCUCGAGUGAAUAAUACUCAAAAUGAUACCACUGGACCGGAGGGGAGUACCCACCCGGGGAUGGUACACCACCACGCGUCCGCUUUUCCACCGCCUUCCUACGGUUACAGUCAACACUACGGACGGGCCCCUUUUCAUCAACAUGGCGGACAACAAAGCCCUGGCAUGGCAGCUGCAGCGGGGCCAGGCGCUCUGUCUAGCAACAUGAUGGACCCGUAUCAGGCAAACUCGCACGACCACGGCUUCCCUAACCACCACUUUAACAGCUACGGCCCGUUUCCGAGCCGGACGCCCUACCCCGGCCAAGGCUACGCCGUGAACUCCCCGCGCAAUACUCCGGCUCAGGCGGCAGGGGGGCAGGCAGCCAAGCCACAGCCAGCGGGAGGAUCCACGGCUAUGGCUGCAUCGUACAAUAAUCAGAGGUAUACUAUGGGAAAUCCACAGCCCACGUCCACCCCGACUCUCAACCAGCUCCUAACUUCCCCGAGCUCCAGCCGGGGUUACCCGAAUUACCCCCAGAGCGACUACAACAACCAGGAAGGUGCUAACAAGGGACCAGCGGAGAUUGGCAGUAGCGGACAGUAUGGUGGGGGCCAUCCGGGUUGGCAACAAAGGACCCAUCACCCGCCGCCAAUGAGCCCGGGAAGUACAGGGCAACCUCUUGGUAGAAACCAGGCUCCAGGCGCUAUGGAUCAGAUUGGAAAAAUACGAGGUCAGCCAUAUGGAGCAGGCAGCCCUUACUCUCAGCAGCCCCAUCAAGGGCCUCCAGGGCCACAACAGGGACCUGCCUAUCCAGGCCAGGGCUAUGGGCCUCCUGGUCCUCAAAGAUACCCCAUGGGCAUGCAAGGGCGCAUGCAGUAUGGCCAGCAGAUGGCCUCAUACGGACAGCAGGGACCAGGCGGGUAUGGACAGCAGGGGCAGCAGCCUUAUUAUGGUCAGCAGGGCCAGGGCCCCCUCACUGGUCAGCAGCAGUCAUCAUACCCUCAGCCUUCUUCAGGCCAGCAAGGCAACCAGGCACCCUACUCCCAGCAGCCCCACGCUUCACAGCCAUCUGCCCCUCAUGGACAAGGUGGCUCACCCUACCAACAGUCUCACAUGCCCCAGCAGUCCCAGGGGUCAAUGUCAGGACCUCCACAAGGUCCAUCUCAAUCACAGUCUCCAUACUCUCAGCCUACGGCUCCACAGUCCAGUCAGCCGCCCUACACACAGCAACAGGUGCCCCCAUCUCAGCCUCAGCAACCAGUCAGUUCCCAGGUUCCACCAGGAUCACAGGCUCAGCCUAACUACCCCCCUGGUCAAGGUCCUCAGCAGCCCCCCUCACAGCAGCCAUCGCAAACCCCCACGCCCGGCUCCCAGCAGCAACCCACAGGACAUGGCCAGAUGCCGCAGGGACAGCCCACAUCAUACCCCCAGAAUGCUUCACAGCAGCAACAACAGCAGCAGCAGCAGCAACAGCAGACACCUUAUCAGAGGUUUCCUCCUCCUCCUCAGGAGAUUUCCCAAGAGUCAUUCAGCUCCCAGUCCAGUGCUCCUCCCUCCAGUCAACCAGUGGCGUCCUCCAAGGCUGGCUCUGAGGACAUGCAGGGCAGGCCCUCCAGUCUUCCUGACCUCUCAGGCUCUAUUGAUGACCUGCCCACGGGUACAGAGGGAGCCCUCAGCCCUGGUGUCAGCACAUCUGGAGUGUCCAGUAGUCAGGGGGAGCAGAGCAACCCAGCACAGUCCCCGUUCUCUCCCCACACCUCACCUCACCUACCAGGCAUUCGUGGCCCUUCUCCCUCCCCAGUCGGCUCGCCCGCUAGUGCCACCGCAUCCCGCUCCGGACCCCUCUCUCCAGCUGCCAUGCCAGGAAACCAAAUGCCUCCUCGUCCACCUAGCGGUCAGUCAGACGGCAUGAUGCACUCUGCUAUAAACCAGCCUGGUGGAAUGGGCCAGGAGAGAGGAUUUAUGCAAAGGAACCCUCAAAUGCCGCCUUAUGGAUCUCCCCAGUCUGGCUCUGCUCUGUCACCUCGUCAGUCUUCGGGAGCUCAGAUGCAUGGUGCUAUGGGGCCUUAUCAACAGAAUAACUCAUUGGGCAGCUAUGGGCCUCAGGGUGGCCAAUAUGGCCCACAAGGUUACCCCAGGCAACCAGGCUACGGCGGCAUGCCAAACGCAAAUUACCCAGGCCCUGGGAUGGGCGGAUCUAUGAAUCCUAUACCUGGCCAAGGAGGAGGACCAUCUUUUGCUGGCAUGCCUCCAGGUAGAAUGCCCCAUGGACAAAUGGGUGCUCGUCCUUAUGGUCCCAACAUGGGCCCUAAUAUGGCACCCAACAUGGCACCCAAUAUGGGCAACAUGCCUCCACAGGUGGCUUCUGGGAUGUGCCCACCACCAGGCAUGAACAGGAAACCACAGGAAGCAGCUGCCAUGCAACAUGGGGCCACAAACUCCAUACACAACAGGCUGCCUGGAUACCCGAAUAUGUCUCCUGGUAUGAUGGGCUCAGGGCCUCCUUAUGGGCCCUCCAUGAACAAUAUGCCAGGAAUGAUGAACACCCAGGCACAGCCCUUCCCUAUGGGUGGAAACAUGCCCAACAACAGCAGUGGCAUGUCUCCUGGUCCAGAAUAUGGUAUGGAUGGCAAAAUGAACCAGGCCCCGAAGAUAAAUAACAAGGUGGAGGGGACACCUAAAACGGAGUCCAAAUCAAAGAAGUCAAGCUCCUCCACAACAACCAAUGAGAAAAUCACGCGUUUGUACGAGCUGGGCUCUGAGCCAGAGCGGAAGAUGUGGGUGGACCGAUACCUAGCAUUCAUCGAGGAGAAAGCCAUGGGUAUGACCAACCUGCCCGCUGUGGGCCGAAGGCCUCUAGAUCUAUUUCGCCUCUAUGUGUCUGUCAAGGAAAUUGGAGGUCUUACACAGGUGAACAAGAAUAAAAAGUGGAGGGAACUUGCUACAAGCCUAAAUGUUGGUACGUCCAGCAGUGCAGCCAGCUCUCUGAAGAAGCAGUACAUUCAGUGUCUGUAUGCUUUUGAAUGUAAGAUUGAGCGUGGAGAAGACCCACCACCUGAUAUCUUAUCUACAGAGAGCAAAAAGAACCAGCCUAAGAUUCAGCCACCUUCACCAGCUGGAUCUGGCUCUCUACAGGGUCCACAGACCCCACAGUCGACAAGCAGCUCUAUGGCUGAGAGUGGAGACCUGAAGCCUCCUACUCCCGCUUCCACACCACAUAGUCAGAUGCCCUCAAUGCAAAGUGGCAGGAGCAGUGUGAACCUUCAGGAUCCAUUUGCUGAAAGUAAUGACCCAGCCUUCUCCAGAAGAAACACUAUGACCCCUAACUCUGGCUAUCAGUCCGGCAUGAGCACUCCAGAAAUGCCUACUCGCAUGGGCCCUUAUGAGCCCAACAAAGACCCUUUUGGUGGAAUGCGCAAAGUUGGUGAGCAGUUCAUACCAGGUGGACAGGGUCCUAACAGCACUCUUGGAGAGCAGUUCAAUCGUGGACAAGGAGGUCCAAUAGGCAACAUGCCCAUGGGACAAAGGCAGCAGUAUCCAUAUGGGCCAGGUUAUGAGAGAAGACCGGAGUCAGGGAUGGGCCCAGAAGGCAGCAGUAUGGGGCCUGGAGUGCCACAACCAAACAUGAUCCCUUCCAACCCUGAUGCUGGGAUGUACUCGCCAAAUCGCUAUCCUCCACAACAACAGCGGCAUGAUUCCUAUGGUAAUCAAUAUCCUGGCCAGGGUGCGCCUCCUGGUGGCUCUUACCCAAAUCAGCAACCAGGAAUGUUUCCACAGCAGCAGUCCAACUACAAAAGACCAGGAGAGGGAGCUUACCCUCCAGCAAAACGACAUCAUGACGGUGAGAUGUACAGCGGGCCCUACAGUGGCCAGCAGCAACAGCAGCAACCUCAGGCUCCUCCCACUGCCCCCUCAUCAGGCCAGCAGGAUAUGUUUAACCAGUAUGGUAGUUCUUACCCAGGAUCAGAACGGCGACCACCUGGGCAACAAAACCAGUUCCCCUUUCCAUUUGGAAGAGAUCGAAUGCAGCCUGGGUCUGGCCCCAACUCUCAGGGCUCUAUGCCCCCUCAGAUGAUGGGUAGCUCAAUGCAGUCUGGCCCUGAUGGUCCACAGGGUGCUAUGUGGCAAGGCCGAGGCGAGAUGGGUUAUUCCAACUAUCCUAACCGACAAGGCCCCCCUGGAGGACCUGCACAAGGCCCUGGAUACCAUGGCAUGAAUCGAUCUGACGAAAUGAUGUCAUCAGAACAACGCAUGAACCAUGAAGGACAGUGGCCAGGGCAACGGCAACCCCCCUACACCCCAGCUGGGACCGGCCCGCCCAUGAACCGACCAUUGCAGUCCAACUACCAGUCUUCCCAAUCCAUGCAGAACCACAUUCCGCAGGUGUCCAGCCCCACACCAAUGCCCCGCCCCAUAGAGAGCCGGACUUCCCCCAGUAAAUCUCCUUACAUGCACAGCAACAUCAAGAUGCAGAAGGCAGGUCCCCCAGUCCCUGCAUCCCACAUAAUCCCCUCAUCGGUACAACCUCCACUGAUGAGAAGAGACCCUCCAUUCCCUCCAGGCUCUGUGGAGGCCUCCCAACCUGUUCUAAAGGCACGCAGGCGGCUCACCAUGAAAGAUAUUGGCACACCAGAGGCAUGGAGAGUCAUGAUGUCUCUGAAAUCAGGUCUUCUAGCUGAGAGCACAUGGGCUUUAGACACCAUUAAUAUCCUACUGUAUGAUGACAACAGUAUCUCCAAUUUUAAUCUUAUCCAGCUCCCUGGUUUCUUGGAAUUAAUAGUGGAGUAUUUCAGGCGUUGCCUCAUUGAAAUCUUUGGCAUUCUGAGGGAAUACGAAGUUGGUGAUCCAGGACAGAGAACUUUGUUGGACCCUAAUGCUCUCAAAAAUGAAGAGCAUUGUGAGGAUGAAGAAGGACCACUUAUUGAGGGUUUGGAUGAUUAUGAAACGGAAGAGGAGGAUGAAGGAGAUGAAGACAACUUGUCUUCUGAACCGCAAGAACACAGUUCAUCAGUGCAGCCUCAAAUAAAAUUAGAACCGAGGACAAGUGACUCGAAGAAAGAUGAAGAUAGUAGAGUGACAGAGAAAGCAUCUUCUACAGAGUCCAAAACAUCUGAGCCACCCACUUCAGAUCUUGCUGUGGCUCAGGACAAACCAAAACAGGCCAGCAAAUUUGACAGACUUCCAUUGAAGGUGGUAAAAAAGAAGGACCCAUUUGUGGUGGACUGCUCUAACAAGCUUGGCAGGGUUCAAGAGUUUGACAGUGGCCUGGUGCAUUGGAGUAUUGGUGGCGGUGACUCAACGGAGCACAUUCAGACCCAUUUUGAAAGCAAAAUGGAUUUAUUGCAGCCACGGAAAUGGAUGCUGACCACCCAGGCUUCUGGAAGGAAGAAAUCAGCUCAGAGAAGAGAAACUGAAGUAACUGCAGUGUACUCAUCUAGUCUAGAGCGAAGAAAAGACAAUGACCAAAGGACUUCUCAGCAGUCACCUACAGAAAAGCCGAAAGACGAUGUGUCUGACGUGAAAGAAGAGAAGCCCUCUAAUUGCUCGGAGAAUGCCCCAGAGUCAGCAUUACAAAAGGAGAAAGAUAAAGAGAAGGAGGGAUCCGAGAGAACGAACCAGGAGAGCAGCAAGCUGGCUCUCCCCAAUAUCAGCUCUACCUUGCAGAGUCAGCGCUCGGUCACUGUUCUAGAGGAUGAACCUCACAGCAAGGAUGAAGCCCCACUAAUCACCCUCUCUGACUGGCAGGACUCGCUUGCACGUCGCUGUGUUUGUGUCUCCAACAUUGUCCGCAGUCUUUCAUUUAUCCCUGGUAAUGACUUGGAAAUGUCCAAGCACCCGGGACUUCUGCUGCUACUGGGCCGACUUGUGCUGCUUCAUCAUUGGCAUCCUGAGCGUAAGCAAGCGCCUUUAACAUACGAGAAGGAGGAUGAAGCAGACGAGGACAUUGGUCAUGGCAAAGAAGAAUGGUGGUGGGACUGUCUGGAGCUGCUGCGGGAGAACUGCCUCGUCACACUGGCAAACAUCUCAGGCCAGCUGGACUUCUCGAUCUACUCUGAGAGCAUCUGCCUGCCUCUGCUUGACGGUCUACUACAUUGGGCCGUAUGUCCGUCGGCGGAAGCCCAGGAUCCUUUCCCGACUCUUGGGCUUAAUGGGGCUUUAUCUCCUCAGAGACUGGUCCUGGAGACCCUCAGUAAACUUAGCAUCCAGGACAAUAAUGUGGACCUAAUUUUGGCGACACCUCCCUUCAGUCGAUUAGAGAAGCUUUUUGGGAACCUGGUGCGCCUGGUUGGGGAAAGAAAGGUGCCUGUAUGUCGGGAGAUGGCUGUCGUGCUGCUGGCCAACCUAGCCCAGGGGGACAGUAUGGCAGCCCGUGCCAUUGCGGUACAAAAAGGCAGUGUAGGGAAUCUUUUAGGCUUUCUUGAGGACAGUUUAGCAGCCACACAGUUCCAGCAGAGCCAAGGCUCCCUGCUGCACAUGCAGGGGGCACACUUUGAACCGACCAGUGUGGACAUGAUGCGUCGGGCUGCUCGGGCUCUGCACGCCCUUGCUAAGGUGGAGGAGAACCACUCGGAGUUUACGCUCUACGAGUCACGGCUACUGGACCUCUCUGUCUCCCCUCUUAUGAACUCUUUAGUGUCCCAUGUCAUCUGUGAUGUACUCUUUCUGAUUGGCCAGUCAUGACAGCUGUGGGGAGCUGUGGCUCCACCUUCUCUGGUUUUCGUUCUCUCCUCUCCGCCCGUGUCCCUCGGUGUGCAGGGAAUGAAAAACAGAGAAAAAUGACUUUCCCUUAUUUUUCUUUCUUUCUUUUUUUAUUUUUUUUAUUUAUGCAAACCCCUUCGGAUUCCACCCUUUGAUCCCCUGUUUGCUGUGUCUCACUUUGGGGAGGAUAUCACAAAUUAGCUGUGGAUCAUGAACCAGAGCCUCAAAAGUAAUAGACACAAACUGUAACCCUGUUGCCAACAAACUAAAUGGACAGGGACCCCAGGUUUUAUGUGCUGCCCAAGUGUUACUUUUUAUAACAAAAUAAAUAAAUGAAUAAAAUAAAUAGCAGAAAAAAAAAUUCUUGACCAAAGUUGCUGUCUCGUUUACAGUGAGUUUGGAGUUACUUGUGCCCAUGCUCUCCCCUAGAGGGCGCAGUAAGUGCACGUCUCUGGUUCGUAUUUUGAGUCUGAUUUUGAGAAAUGAACUCUGCGGGGGUGUUGUAGCUGUAUUGUGAUCCUGCACGUUGAGUCCUACAGGAGCCACCUUGUCAUCUGUGAGCAGGAGACCCACAAUGGAGGCCUGUGCAGUAGAUUGUAGACAUUUUCUGUGCAGCUCUGUACUCCAUUUUCCUUCUGACUGUAAAAAUACUGCAGCACUGUUUCGCGUGGAGAAAUGUUGGCUCAGCAUCUCCACUCUAGUUUUUAAAAAGUUUUUAAAAUUUAGUUUGAUGGUAAAGAGAGAACGGCUUUCUCCCCAAAGUAUCGAGAACCUCGGACACCCUUACCUCCUCUCUCUAACCCUUGAUUGUAUGACUUGACCCCUAUAAAGAAAUCACCUCCUAGGACUGAUUUUCAACUUAAGAUACAGCCCAGGCUGUGAUGUAUAUAAGAUGUUGUACAUUACACUUCUUUUUUUUCUGUCUCUCUUUCUUGCCCUCUGUCUGUCACUCUUAUGCUUCACACUUUUUAUCUAUGAAGAAUGAAAGUGGACAUUUGAGCUGGAUUCAUUACAUUAAAUCCUUAGGUAUAUAAAAAGGAACCACCUUUUUGGCCUCCCCACAGUUUCUCCAUAGUACAGCAAACACAAAUGAAAUAUUUUAAUUUCAUCUCCUGGUACAAUGAAAUAAACUCUAGAUGAAGAAACACAGUCGAGAUAUUUUUUUUUCUCCAGUUAUAUGAAUUCUGCAUAUUUGUAUUUCAGACUAUGUAGCUAAAACUUAAUGUAAAUUCCUCCUUUUCCCCUUUUUGGCUCAAUGAAUAUCAUUUAUUCAGUAUGAAAUCUUUAUACUAUAUGUUCCAUGUGGUAAGAAUAAAUGUACAUUAAAUCUU
This is a messenger RNA of Astyanax mexicanus (Mexican tetra), 8601 nucleotides long. It is a transcript of the gene arid1aa, whose product is annotated as AT rich interactive domain 1Aa (SWI-like). Gene Ontology annotation, molecular function: nucleosome binding; DNA binding. Gene Ontology annotation, cellular component: nucleoplasm; nBAF complex; SWI/SNF complex. Lineage: Eukaryota; Metazoa; Chordata; Actinopteri; Characiformes; Acestrorhamphidae. Gene Ontology annotation, biological process: positive regulation of DNA-templated transcription; regulation of transcription by RNA polymerase II; chromatin remodeling. The record is from RefSeq and is a predicted model, not a curated record. The transcript has 20 exons. Bases 356 to 7252 code for a protein of 2298 amino acids.